AUGUCCGCUUUCUGCCUCGACAUGCAGACGUCUGCCGUGGUUUCAGCACCACUGGAGCUGGACAGCGACUGCAUGGAGCCCCGGGCCAGCCCCGACGCUCAGGAGCCCGGCGGCGUUCAGGGUCACCCGCUGCGGCGCACCGGCUCGGGAGGCCUCGGCAUGGCCUUGGAGGAGGAACUGGCCAUGCUUACCGGGGAACGGGACGACGAGGACGAGCUGACGGACCUAGAGACGCCUGCGGUGGGGCGCAACGCAGACUUACAGUCGCUCUUCCGUCAAAAGGAAAAAGACUUGGUUUUAGCUGCUAAACUCGGCAAAGCGUUGCUGGAGAGAAACCAAGACUUGACCAAGCAAUAUGAGAAAAUGCACAAAGAUCUCAACGAGAAAUUAGAGCACUUGGAGCAGGAGAAGCAUGAGCUGCGUCGGCGUCUGGAAAGUCGAGAGGGGGAGUGGGAGGGCCGCGUGGCCGAGCUGGAGACGGACGUCCAGCAGCUGCAGGGUGAGCUGGAGCGCCACCAGGUCCAGCUUAGAGAGGCUGACAGAGACAAGACCAAGGCCAUCAGUGAGCUCUCUGAACAGAACCAUAGACUGCUGGAGCAACUCAGCAGGGCUGCAGAGGUGGAGAGGCAGCUGUCCACUCAGGUCCAUUCAUUACGGGACGAUUUCAGGGAGAAGAGUAUGUCUACGAGCCAGCACAUGACACGACUAGAGACUCUACAGGCUGAGCAAGGGCUAGAAAUUAAGAUGCUGUCGGAGAGGAAGAUGGAGCUGGAACGUCGGGUGCACGCCAUGCUGGAGGAGAACGAGCUGCUGCAGAAUACAGUGGACGACCUCAGAGAGAGGACGCUGGUGUUGGAGAGGCAUUGUCACGAGAAGGACCUACAGUUACGGCAGAGCCAGGUGGAGCUCGAGGAGGUUCAAGUGUCCCACAGGCAGCUGACUGCCCGCCUGGAGGAGUUGACGGAGGAGCACAGCCUCCAAAGCCUCACCCCACACCCGUCCAGCCUGCUGUGCGAGAUAGAACAGAGCAUGGAGCAGGAGGAGCAGGAGCAGGAGAGGGAGCAGCUGCGUCUUCAGCUGUGGGAGGCCUACUGUGAAGUCCGCUCGCUCUGCUCCCAUCUCCGGGGAAACGACGUCACAGACUCAGCGCUGUCCACCGACUCUUCCAUGGACGAGUCCUCGGAGACGUCCUCAGCCAAGGAUGUGCCUACGGGAAGCCUCCACACCAGCCUGCUAGAGCUACGGAGGCUAACACAGAACCUGCUGGAUGGCAACGAGUCCACGGGCUCGCGGCGCAGUGAUGAGGAGGCUCUGGAGGAGCAGGUGAGGAAGCUGGGAGAUGAGCUGAGGGAAGUCCGAGAGCUGUACGAAGCUGAGCAGGACAAGACGCGCAGCAAUGAAGAGGAGGCGCUGCAGCUGCACAAUCAGAUGGCGCUGCUCUCCGUUGAGAUGUGCUCCCUCCGGGAGGAGAACGAGCGGAUGAAGAUGAUGGCUGAAAUCCGAGAACCCAGCGAGCAGCUCCAGAGUGCCAUCAGAGACAGAGACGAUGCCAUAGCCAAGAAGAAAGCGGUGGAGAUGGAGCUGGCCAAAUGUAAAAUAGACAUCAUGUCUCUGAAUAGCCAGCUCCUGGACGCCAUCCAGCAGAAGCUCAACCUGUCGCAGCAGCUGGAGGCCUGGCAGGAUGAUAUGCACAGAGUGAUUGACCAGCAGCUGAUGGACAAGUACCAGGACGAGUGGCGCUCGGCCCCUUCCUCCCUGUCAGGGCCGUCCAGGGCCCACGGCGGUCAGUCCUCCAGACGAGCUCACCGCAUCUCCGACCGGGACAAGAGACUUUUCUCUUUUUUCAAAAAGAGCUGA
Messenger RNA from Chelmon rostratus (copperband butterflyfish), 1857 nucleotides. RefSeq names its product BICD family like cargo adaptor 1 (gene bicdl1). The record is from RefSeq and is a predicted model, not a curated record. The coding region runs from base 1 to 1857 and encodes 618 amino acids. Gene Ontology annotation, biological process: vesicle transport along microtubule; Golgi to secretory granule transport. The transcript is spliced from 11 exons. Lineage: Eukaryota; Metazoa; Chordata; Actinopteri; Chaetodontiformes; Chaetodontidae.